AUUUCGUGGAGAGCGAAGAUGGAGAAGAUGCCGUCGCCCAGCCACAUGAACGGCAUGAACGGCGUGCCGACGGAAAAGGACAAAGCUGUCAGGCACCACCCCCCCCCGCCAGCCUUCGACCUGCUGCUGGGCGUCCUGUGCGUGGCGGGCAUCUACGUGUCAUACAGCAUCUUCAGCGUCUUCCAGGAGAAGAUCUACACCAUCAGGGACGCUCACUCGGGACACAAGUUCAAGUACGGCGUCUUCCUCGUCUCCUGCAUCGCCUUCUGCGCCUUCAUCGUGGGCGCCAGCGGGCUGCUCAUCGAGAAGAGGCUCAACUUGGCACAGAUCCGGCGCAAGAUCAACCAGGAGACCGUCACGAACUUCGCGCUGAUCUCGCUGACGUAUGUGGGGGCGAUGCUGUCGAGCAACUACGCGCUGCAGCAUGUCAACUACCCGACUCAGGUGCUGGUCAAGAGUGCCAAGAUGGUGCCGGUGGUGGUGGGCGGCUUUCUGCUCUUCCGCAAGACCUACCCUUGGUAUGACUACCUCAGCGUCUUCCUCGUGACGACGUCGCUCAUCUGCUUCAACCUCUUCAAGGAGGGCGCCAAGAAGCACGCCGUCUCGACCUUCAUGGGCGUGGCGCUGUGCUUUGUGUCGCUCCUGUGCGACGGGCUGACGGGGCCGCGGCAAGACCACCUGAUGAAGAAGUACCACGUGACGAAGUUCGAGCACAUGACCUUCACCAACCUGUUUGCCCUCGUCUGGACGGCCCUCUUCAUGUUUGUCCUCGAGGGCGUGGCGCCCGUCACUUUCUGCAUCAACAACCCCUCGGCAGUGUGGGCCGUCUUGCUGUGCGCAUCCUGCUCUGCGCUCGGGCAGAUCUUCAUCUUCUUGAGUCUGACGUCCUUCGGGGCUCUCUAUCUGUCGCUCAUGACGACCACCCGGAAGUUUUUCACCAUCCUGCUGUCGGUGGUGCUCUACGGCCACCACCUUAACGCUAUCCAGUGGACCAGCGUGUUCGUCAUCUUUGCCGGCAUAUUCCUGCAGACCUACUGCAAGAAUGGCGACAAUAACAAGCGGACAAAGCAACACGGCAAGGAGGCGGAAAUGAGUGGCAAGAUCACCGCAGCAGAGGAGAAAGAGGGCAAGAACAGCUAGCCGAAUAGAGAGAGAGGUAGCUGACGGACAGUAGAGAGAGAUGCGAUUGACUGAGUGAACGAGUGCGUCUGCCCGACGGACGAAUGGCGCGUAGGGAAGGUUUCGAUAUGCUUUCCGUUCCCCAGUCUGUGUGAGUGUCUCUCCGUUUAUGAGUGGGGGGGAUCCUUGUGCGUAGUGAGGUUUUCCAUACGUGUGCAUCAUGAGCCCCAAAGACUCCGAACCGUUUGGGCCCAUGAGGAUUGAUUAAUUAAUUCAUGUGACUACA
This is a messenger RNA of Vitrella brassicaformis, 1405 nucleotides long. Lineage: Eukaryota; Vitrellaceae. The record is from the annotation of a GenBank genome assembly.